Polistes dominula (European paper wasp) is the source of this 2265-nucleotide messenger RNA. RefSeq names its product sodium/potassium-transporting ATPase subunit beta-2. Gene Ontology annotation, biological process: sodium ion export across plasma membrane; potassium ion import across plasma membrane; intracellular potassium ion homeostasis. Gene Ontology annotation, molecular function: ATPase activator activity. NCBI's taxonomy places the organism in Eukaryota, Metazoa, Arthropoda, Insecta, Hymenoptera, Vespidae. The record is from RefSeq and is a predicted model, not a curated record. Gene Ontology annotation, cellular component: sodium:potassium-exchanging ATPase complex.
UUCAAAUUUUUAUUAGAUCGAGAUCCAAAAAGAAGAGAAGAAAAAAAAGCAAGUAAAUGUAUUUUUUGGUUAUAAGUACAGUUGAAAGUAAUACAUCGUUGUAAUAUCUGCGCAUACUCACACUGGUUGCGCAGCAGGAUAGCGCAAUGGAUUUACUCGCUCGCUAUCGUUGAGCGCGCGUUGGCUCUCAGUUGCCGUUCGACCGGUCGUCAAGCAUUAUCGUUUUUUUUUUUUGUCGCGAGUGUGAUUACAUUUAAUAACUGCCUCGAUUUUUCUAACUUAUCCUUUUUCGGGUGUGAUUUUUCAUCUCAUUUUAUCGAUAGCUUCUUUCGCAACGAAACCAUUAGCAAAAGAUUGUUAUCGAUUUUUUUCUAACGAUUUUAAGGAUCAUUUAAAUCGACAUAUUGCUACGAUAUUGCUACGAUAUUGCUACGAUAUGGGUACACCGGGCAAACAAGUGCGGAAUGGUACUUAUGAGUUCGAUUACAUGCGCGUACCCGAAAACAAAACACGAUGGGAGAUUCUACGUGACGGCAUUUACAAUUCUGUCGAAGGCACCUAUUGUGGUCACCCACCUAAAAAAUGGGCUUACACAGCAAUCUUUUAUACUUGUUUCUUCUCGUGUUUGGCCUUGCUCUUUGCAAUUUGUAUGAAGGGCCUUUUGGCAACACUCAGUACCGAAAAACCUAAAUGGAUAUUGGACAGUAGUAUCAUUGGGACUAAUCCAGGUCUUGGAUUUCGGCCAAUGUCGGAAAAUCCAGAUGAAAGAUCUUUAAUCUGGUACACAGCAUCGAAUGCAACCGAAGUGAAGAAGUGGACCAAACUUUUGGAUAAGUUUUUAGCAGAAUACAUAGAUCCGAAUAUUUUACCAAACGGUGGAAGGAAUCAACAGAUUUGCAGUUAUACCCAACCACCAAAACCUGGAAGUGUUUGUGCUGUUAAUGUCAAUAAUUGGGGACCUUGUUCGCCGAGCCAGAAAUAUAGUUUCAACAAAUCAGCACCUUGUAUUUUUAUUAAAUUAAAUAGAAUAUAUGGAUGGGUACCGGAAUAUUAUAACGACACCAAAGAUUUACCAUCGGACAUGCCGAUUAAUCUAGUCAAUCAUAUUAAAAAAACCAACAGUUCUUGGUUAAACACCGUGUGGGUAUCGUGCAAAGGGGAAGAUCCAUACGAUACUGAAACUAUCGGUGAAUUAGAAUACUAUCCACAGAAUCAUGGAUUUCCAGGAUUUUAUUAUCCAUACGAGAAUAUUCAAGGAUAUUUAAGUCCUCUCGUGGCCGUACAUUUUCUUCGACCAGCUAGAAACACUAUAAUCAACGUUGAGUGUAGAGCAUGGGCGAAGAAUAUUGAAUAUAGUACGAGAAAAUCGGAGAAAAAAGGCGCAGUACAUUUUGAACUUUUGAUAGACUAGUCACAUAUGUUUUUUCGUUCGAUUUAAUGCUAACUUGAACAAACCAGAGAAACGUUUCUCGUUUAAAUGUUUAACGAACUUUUUAGAGUUAUCUUUGGUAUAUUAAACAUAAAUAGAUAAUACACCUGAUAAUGAGCAUGGACGAAUUACGAAAUAGAAAUUAUUUAAUCAAAACAUUUCUUUAUAUUAUAUCAAUAGUUUAUCGAUUUUUCCAUUGGAUAAAGUCAUUAGCCAAUGAUCAAUUGUAUCUUAUAAGUUUUACCGUGAUAUCAUCAUAUUUAUUAUGUUAUUGUAUAAUGUAUAUGACAGAUGUCAACUUUUUUAAUCUAUCAUCUAUUCCAUGUGUUCUACAAUAGCGAGAAAAGUAGACGUGCCAACGAACUUAUCGCUCCGAUAGAAAUAAUAUUCUAUUAACUUAUUACCAAAAUAAGAGAAUAGAAUUGAAUUAUGCGUUAUCUAUGGUUGUCAAAGAAAAAUCACACACGCGGUCUUAUUUUAUAUAAGCAUUUUCUGACAUCUUCCAAUUAUCUCAUAGAUGAUAAUCGCAUUAUGAUUAUAUACUAUACAUUUAGGUUUGUUUUGUUUUUUAUUUUUUAUUAAUAAUAAUUGAAAAAUAACUUAUACGGACAAUAAUAUUAAUUUUUAACAAAAGAUUAACAACCAGUUAAGCGUGGCGAUCUCUGCGCAGAGCGCGCUCUGGUGUGUGUCGCGAUAAUCAAGCGAUGACGGAUAUAGUCGUCGUCAAACACAGUCGACGGAUAAGUGGCGCUGUUGAAACAUUGGAUAGUCAAAAAGAUGACUUUAUUUUCAAAAAUGAACAAUUUUCUUAGUAAUGUACACACAGUCUCUUAAUA